Messenger RNA from Aureobasidium subglaciale EXF-2481, 1152 nucleotides. RefSeq lists its product as uncharacterized. Bases 1 to 1152 code for a protein of 383 amino acids. The record is from RefSeq and is a predicted model, not a curated record. Gene Ontology annotation, biological process: biosynthetic process; mitochondrial respiratory chain complex I assembly. The transcript has 2 exons. Gene Ontology annotation, cellular component: mitochondrion. Lineage: Eukaryota; Fungi; Ascomycota; Dothideomycetes; Dothideales; Saccotheciaceae.
AUGAAGACCCAGACAGCCUGUCGCACGCUGAGGAGUGCCCUCGGUAGACAGCAAUGUCAAUGUAGAAGGGCUUAUGCCACCGAAGUCAAGCAGCCUGCCGCGACGGUGUCGUCCGAAGCAGAGGUGGGCUCGGCGAGAGCCUACUGUGUGGACCUUCUAAGAAAAUAUGACACUCCUUCGUUCUUGCUACAAUCAUACAUGCCACCCAGCACACGGGACGCCUACCUUGCCAUUCGUGCCUUCAACAUAGAAGUCGCCAGAACUGCCGACACAACGAGUACUCCCACAAUUGGCUCCAUGCGCCUACAGUUCCAGAGAGAUGCCAUCACAAAGGCCCUAGCUGGCACUCCCCCGAAACAGCCCAUCGCCGUUUUGCUAGCUUCUGCCGCCGAAGACCUGCAGCGAAGGACCAACGGCAAAUCAAAGUUCAGCAAGAGCUGGUUCCACAGAAUUGUUUCCACCAGAGAGCAAUACCUUACCAACCCGCCGUAUCCUGACUUGGCCGCUCUCGAGUCGUAUGCUGAGAAUACAUACUCGACUCUGAUGUACCUUACUCUUCAAGCCUUGCCCAUGGCCUCCUUGACCGCCGACCAUGUCGCAUCGCACAUCGGAAAGGCAACCGGUAUUGCGACUAUCCUGAGAGGCCUGCCGUUACUCGCUUUCCCCGGUCCAGCAAACCAUCACUCGAAUCAAGGAGGCAUGGCUGGUGACGUUGGUGCCACAAGACAGGGCUCAGUCAUGUUGCCUCUGGACGUCAUGGCGCGACAUGGUGUAAGAGAGGAACAAGUGCUUCGCGAAGGUGCCGAGGCUCCUGGCCUUCGCGAUGCUGUCUUCGAAGUCGCCACAAGAGCUAGCGACCAUCUCAUCACAGCAAGAGAAAUGGUCAAGAACCUGCGCGCUGGCCAGGAUGCAGGUCACGACUUCGAGCAUGGUCAUGAAGAGGAACACAUGAACUACGCCCCGUCGCAAACAUCUACAUCCGCCCAGGAGAUUCAACAAGCCUUCCCCGUCUACCUCUCCGGCGUCCCUACAAGUCUAUGGCUCGAGAGAUUGCAAAAGCACGACUUCGACGUUUUUGCUCCGAAGCUCAGAGUCACUGACUGGCGACAGCCAUGGAAGACAUGGCUGGCGUACAACAGAUCCAAAUUCUAA